Molecule: messenger RNA, 1892 nt
Organism: Nilaparvata lugens (brown planthopper)
Lineage: Eukaryota; Metazoa; Arthropoda; Insecta; Hemiptera; Delphacidae
Product: pickpocket protein 28
Biological process (GO): sodium ion transmembrane transport
Cellular component (GO): membrane
Molecular function (GO): ligand-gated sodium channel activity
Source: RefSeq, a predicted model, not a curated record
GAGCAAAGGAUACUCCAAUAUGUGGCUCUGGAAGUAAGAAUUGUACAGGAUAUGCCUAUGAGAACAUGAUUGAUGAGGAGAUCCAGGUGAAUUUGAAGAGUGAGGUGGGUUCGACGUGCAAUUGCUUGCAAGCGUGCACAUCAAUUGAAUACGACGCUGAGACCUCGCAGGCGACUUAUGAUUGGGAGAAGCAAAUGAUGGCCUACCAAGAAAACAUGUCCGAUCCAGACCUUCUCAAUUCAGUUUUUUCGCGAUUGACAAUCUAUUACAAGGAUGCUCAGUUCAUAACAAGCCACCGUAGCGAGUUAUACGGGUUGGCUGAUUUUCUUGCUGGCUGUGGUGGACUCCUUGGACUAACUAGCGGUUUCAGCAUUCUAAGCCUUGUUGAAAUAAUCUAUUACUUGACAUUGAGACUUUGCAACAAUUAUUCUCAGGAGAAGGAAAAUAAGCGAAAUGAUACUGAAAAUGACAAGUCAGAUAAAGCAAAAGUGUAAAUUUCUAUUCAAAUAUAUUGUAAUCUAACACUCAAAUUGUUAUGAAGUGUAGAAAGAAAAUAAGCGUAAUGAUACUGAAAAUGAAAAGUCAAAUAAAGUGAAAGUGUAAAUUUCUAUUCAAAUAUAUUUUAGUCUAAUAUGCAAAUUGUUAUAAAUAAAUAAUGUAGAAAAAAACGUAUGAUACUGAAAAUGACAAGUCAGAUAAAGUGAAAGUGUAAAUUUCUAUCCAAAUAUAUUGUUGUCUAAUACUCAAAUUGUUAUAAAUAAAGUGUAGAAAGAAAAUAAGCGUAAUGGCUCUGAAAAUGACAAGUCAAAUGAACUGAAAGUAUAAAUUUUUAUUCUAAUAUUGUGUAGGACUGUAGGUACCGUACUCCAAUAUUCAAACUGUUAUAAAUAUAUCAUUAAAAAGUUGCAUUUUAACAGUAAACAAAUGCAAUAUUUCAAGCGAAUGUCAAUAUUUAUUCUUAGCAAGGUCUAUUUAUAGUAAGAUUUACUUGAAAACGUCAGCAUGGUUGAUAUGGUACGCAUUUUGUGAGGAAUUAUGAAAGUGGAUAUAUUGUAGGCCUAUCACCAUAAAAAUAGCUUUCUUCUUGCUUAAGUGAGUUUUUUAUUCUAUCAGAUAUAAUUAUCUAUAAAUUUUUGUAUAUUGUAACAAAAUUAAAUUAAAUUGAAUUGGAAUGACAAUUAUCUUAUUCUUAUUUUUGGGCAUAUUUUUUCAUUCAUAAAUCAAUAUUUUUUCUAUCUCAUUUGUUUUCCAGAAUAAAUUUAUCCAUUUCAUUAUGUAUAAUUAUGAAGUCCAUUUCAAAUGCUCUAUAAAUAUUUAUUGUGCAUUUUUUCCUGCGCUCAGGUUAAACCUUUGCAGGGAUUUUUCUUCUCAAUGUGUCUUGUAAAUUGUCAUAUAAGGAUUAGGUUAGACAAGUUUUGUGAAAGUGUUGUAUUUUAUACUGUAAAUUUGUUUUUUGAAGAAUAAAUGAUUUUGAUUUUGAUAAUCAUUUGAAUUACAAAUAUGAUUUUAUAUCAACAUAAUACAAUGGCUAUGGAUUUAUAGAUGGAAUAAAUAGAUUUUUCUUCCCAAAGGCCCAAUCUCUAUUAAUCGUUUUAAUAAUAAUUAUUAAUUUUUUACAUUCAACAUUUUUUACUAUUAUUAUUUCUAUGUAAUACAUAAUAAUUCAAAUUCUAAUAAGUUAAUGCUUAUAGUUUCAUUAUGUGCUAAGUUUUAUUAUAUAAAAUUAUAAAAAAUAUUAUUUUCAUUAUGUAGCAUACUAUUUAUCUACUACCUAUUGUUCUAUUUCAUUUGUAUUUCUGUGAAAUAAAAACAUAUCCUAUCAUAUACUGUACAUAAAUAUAUUCUAUUCUAUAUAUUAUAUUGAUUCUUUGAUUGUAUAAAUUUGAUUGAGC